Neogale vison (American mink) is the source of this 757-nucleotide messenger RNA. RefSeq names its product transmembrane protein 212 (gene TMEM212). Bases 26 to 592 code for a protein of 188 amino acids. Lineage: Eukaryota; Metazoa; Chordata; Mammalia; Carnivora; Mustelidae. The transcript is spliced from 5 exons. The record is from RefSeq and is a predicted model, not a curated record.
AUCGAGGACCAAGUCACAGAGGAAAAUGCAGAGCCUACACCAGGCUGCUGGCCGAAUUCUCAUUUCCCUGGGGGCUCUCAGUGUAGUCUCUGGAGUUAUCGCUUUCUUCCCUGUCUUUUCUUACAAGCUUUGGUUCACGGGAUGGAGUGUCUGGAUUGCUUGCCCCAUCUGGAAUGGAGCUUUGGCCCUCACGACUGGUAUACUUCUGCUGUUGGCUCACAAAGAGUGGACCAAGAGAUACCUGUGGGAAGCUAGUUUCACCUUUGUGAUUCUGAGCAUGAUGGGAUGUCCACUUCACUUUGCUAUAGCCUUGGAAUCUGCUCUCCUUGGCCCAUAUUGCUUCUACUCGUUUUCAGGGAUAGCAGGGACUGAUUACCUUGGUUAUGCAGUUGCCUUUCCUUUUCCGUAUGCAAGCUUCCCAUCAGCUUGUGUGGACCCGCUGCAUUAUGAAGAGUACCACCUGACCCUUCAAGCCUUCGACCUGUGCCUAAGCUUUGCCAUGUUCUGUGUGUCCUUGACAGUGUUCAUCAAGCUUUCUGCAGGACUGAUCUGGAAGACACACUUACACAUACAGCCAAGCUCCUUCAUGUGAUAUCCAUGUGGGUGCAGCUCCUCUCCAAGAAUCUGGAUUGACGAAGGGGAAUUUACUGUGGUUAUGAAAUCCAAGAAUUUCCAAGAAGAGAAACAGAAAAAGUCGAUUUGAAUUUCCAUACCGAGGAACGCUACCUUAUCGAGGAAGCACUGCAUUCGACAUUAU